AGAAUAUCUAUCUGUGGUCUGCUUUAACCAAACUUUUUCUGUUUACCGAAUUCAGUAAUUUUCAUUUAUUAGUGCUUUUUAAAUGGUUUAAUAAACAUUUUCUCAUAAUAUCAGCAAUAGAAAUGUUAUCCCAAACAGCGGUAGUGCGUAAUCUACCGCAACAAAACCUUUUAAACGAGUUAAACGUAUUUAUAACAGGAACAUCCAAAUCCAGCAAAAUCAAAACAGUAGAACUAACCAAAACUGCUUUAUUACUCUUAAGAAAACUACCAGCUUGUAGAGGAGCUGUUUUUAAUUAUUUCUGUAAAGUAUUUGAUACAGCUUCAGCCAAUUAUAUACAAGGAAUAGAGACUGAAAUCAAGACCGGGAAACUACCAAAUCUACCUGAAACUGAUGAGUUAGUUAUUUCAGAGAUUCACCUUACUUUAGUAUCAUUAAUAUCAGAAAAUUCAAUAGCUUGGGCCCCAACUAUCUGUACAUGGUCUUUGGAACUUCUUGGUGAAAUUUCAACUAAGUAUUCGGGAAGAGCUCAUGUUUCUUCAAGUUUAAAUGAGACACUACAACUAUGGAUGGCCUGCAGAGCUACAAGAACUUUGGUCGAUAUAAAUACAAAGUGUUUAUCAAGCUUAAUACAUUCAGACACCGAAUCUUGUAUUAGUGCAUUGUUAGACACUUCAGUUAAACACUCCCCAUACUUUGACUGGGUUGUGGCUCACGUCGGGAGCUGUUUUCCCAAUACUGUAAUCACAAGGGUUUUAUCAGUGGGUUUGAAGGAUUUUUCACAAAAUCGAUCAUUUGAUCAAGUAAGAAAUUCACCAAAACUUCGAUCAGUUGUUGGAAUUUUGGGGCAUUUAGCUGGAAGUCAUGCCCAAGACAUCAGAGAAGCUAUUGUUGAACUUUUUCAGUGGAGUUUAAGAGAAACUUUUGAUGAUUCUGAUUUGAGUAGAUUACAAAAAAAAGCUACUGUACCGUAUAUUUUACAAUUAACAGAUUUAUCAAAUACUUUGUUAACUUCUAUAUGUAGUGAAACAAAGAAUUUGUUGACAGUGGAUGUUAUUGGAAAGUUAUACCACUUUAUUGAAGAAUGGAUAAAAUAUUUUGGAACUCCUGAAGCAUUAGAGGACCAUAUAAUAUCGUUAAUACUUCGAUGUGAGACUGAAGGUGUACAAAUUAUAGGAUUAAUUCUUAAUUGUACACAACUAACUAAAUUAAAAGGCUGUAAUGACGUUAUCAAGACAGAAAUUAGGGAAAAAGCUUUGGAAUUGUUAGAAAAUAUUCUUCAAGAAAUUGACGAGUCUGUACGAAACGGACACCCUGUAGAAGUCCUGAAUUCCUGCUCUAAAGAUAUACAGGAGUUGAACAACAUGCUUUUGAGCCAGAAUAAGAUUGUUUCUGAGGUCGCCAGUCGUCUCGUUUUGUGUUUAGGUUAUAUCAACCCUUCGAUACUGAUCAGAUCGGUUACAUUUCUCCUGGAAUUCGCCACGACCCCCGAACAGUUAGCCCUAGUUUUUAAAAUCCUCUGCAACGAGUUGGUUGACAAAACCGUGCCCCCGUACAGCGAAAAAGGGGGCCAUUUCUCCGUGGUUUUGGAGCAGAUUCUGAGCCGGCACAUUCAGCAAUUUUCCCUGUCGAACGAGGAGACUUUGGACUUGUCUCAGAUGUGGAAAAAUUUGCUGAUGUUGCUGGAAUGGGAAGAGAGCGAGACGGUUGCGAUUUUGAAGGCCAGGAUUGUGUCGAGGGCGAUCAGAGAGAAUUUUAUUCAUUUGACGUCGGUGUUCUCGAGCGAGGUGCAUCACAUGCAUAUCGUGGCGGAUAUUCUGGAUAAGACGCAGAUUCCUUCAGUUGGUUCGUCGUAUAGUCCGCCGAUAAGGGUGAUUUUGAAUUUGACUCAGUCUGCUGUGAAUUAUUUUUUUGCCUGCUGUAGGGAUGAAGGAACUUCUACGAAAUUUAGGGGUUUUAAAAAAUCCUGUAAUAUACUGAAAAGGUUGUGUAUUUAUUCAAAAGUGGCUAAAGUUUUGGCCCUUAGGGAACUCCUUGAAAGGGCCUUAUUUAAAAAUGACAACGUGUUAUUUGGUGCGAAAAAUCAUUCGGUGCACGAUGACAAUGAAAAAAUGCUUCUAAAACAAAACAAAAAAAUCAACAAGACUAUACCCCUAACCAAGCAUUCUACCGUCUUUAAUGGAGGUAUUAUAGGAAAAGGUAAAAGAAAAGCCACAAAUCAAGACACAAUAAGUGCAGACGUAAUUGCUUUUAACACUACUGAGUUGAUAAACGUUUUGAAAGCGUGCUGUGCCCUACAGGAAGAGAAUAAGUACUCUGAAAUUUCGCUGGACAGUAUGACGCUUCUUUCUUUAUUACUGGUUCAGUUUGUCAGUCCGGACGUCAUGUAUAAUGGUCUACCAUGGCCUGAGGAAGAAUUUUCUAAGGUUACCAUCGAGAGGGAUCUCUUUAUAAAACGUAUGUUCACCAACACACCUCUCCUGUGGGAUCUUCUGAGUUUUGUGGCUGUCAACAGGCCAGCUCUGUGCUACUGUUCGGUGCUGAUCAGAGCUCUGACAGCUACUCUAAUCCACCAAUGGAAAAGUAUGGGAGAUCAAGCCAAAACUGACGGAAACAAGCACUACAACGAGUUGACGGAAAUGACAGUUAAAGUUUUGGAUGUCAUGGCGUUAGGGCAGCUUUUGCCGCCGCCACUGAGUUCAGUCAGGGACGUCCUGCCGUCCUUAAGAUGCUGCGAGAUAGUGGAUAUACUAAGGGACUGUAUUUGGUGUUACAUGAGAGAUCACAUACCUUCACCUGCUUUAUUCAACUGUGAUCAAAACGGGAUUCACUGGAGAGAUCCAAUCACUGCAAGACCUCCGGAAAGGUACAUCAACACCUUAAGAAUCAUCAUGCAGAGAAACAUUGAAUCUGUGGGUCCUAUUUACGCACAGAUGUUCAUCAAUAUACCAAGACAAGAAUAAGGUUUGUUGUUAUUAAUUUGAAAAAUUCAGUUAAUUAUUAUUACGGUCGAAAAAAAAAUCGGUGUCAUAGUGGCCUUUGAAACGAGAAUCGAUGAUAAUUUUUGUCAGGUCGGCUUCUAUAUGUGUUAUUUUAUAAAAAUUAAUAGAGACACCUGUCAAAAAUCUGAUAUUUAUUGGAAAAAGACUACUAUGACGCCAUUUUUUUUCCUCGUUAAUACGUUAGGUUCACACAAUGAAUGGAAACAGUUGUUUUUAUAAUAUUUAUUUUUUAAUAAAAAUAAAAUACGUUUUUUUUUGUAAAUA
Molecule: messenger RNA, 3266 nt
Organism: Sitophilus oryzae (rice weevil)
Lineage: Eukaryota; Metazoa; Arthropoda; Insecta; Coleoptera; Curculionidae
Gene: omd
Product: integrator complex subunit 5
Exons: 13
Coding region: 123-2963 (946 amino acids)
Biological process (GO): snRNA 3'-end processing
Cellular component (GO): integrator complex
Source: RefSeq, a predicted model, not a curated record